Messenger RNA from Bursaphelenchus xylophilus (pine wood nematode), 1382 nucleotides. The record is from the annotation of a GenBank genome assembly. NCBI's taxonomy places the organism in Eukaryota, Metazoa, Nematoda, Chromadorea, Rhabditida, Aphelenchoididae.
AUGGGCACGGUUUGUUUACAGGCCGCAUCUCUGGCCGGUAUAAUAUGCGGUGCCAUUGUAGGUGGCCUUAUUUUGGCCAGCGCCUUUGUCUUCGUCCUUUAUCGAACUGGUAUAUUCAACCGAAAAGAUGGUAAGAACGAUGAUUACUUGAUGAUAUGGCAUUUCUUAUGUUAACACAUUUUGAUUUACAGAGAACAAAAUGUUUUAUGUCAACCGAAAGGGGUCAAUUGAAAUGGAAGACACAAUCGACGGAGAAUCUUGCAAGGUAAACAUCCUUAUCCGACAUGAAUGACUGCUUAUUUUAUUGUCAUCAUCUUGUGACCAUUUUAUCAUUGUUUACUUUUAUUGUUGUUCUUUUAGAAGGAAUGUCCCAAGUCGCCUCCCAACGAUCAAUCGAUGACCCAAAAGUCGAUUGAACUCUCGGGUCAUUCAAUUUACAAAGAAACCUCCGAACAGAGUAAUCCAACUAAGCUCUAUGAACUGGGAAUUACCAUCAGCAAAUCCCAUGACAACAACUUUAAAGUAGAAUCGGUAGAAAAGACAGACUCCCAGUUUUUGCCUGGGGAUACCCUUUUUCAUCUUGCACUUGAUCUAAAACAGCUUCCCCUGGAGAAGGCAGCUUCUCUUCUCGAACUUCUGGCUCCUUUUAAGGUCAGUGUAGAAGCCCUCAGGGUUAAGCAGACUGAGAUUUCUGUGGAAGCUGAAGUCGAACAUGAUCCUAUUGAUGAGACAGCUGAUGAGAUUGAGGAACAAAAGACGAUGGAAACAAGUGAUUCUGAACAUAAACCAGAAGGUACUGAUCAGACCGAAGAAAUGGACGAUGAAAGCAAGAUCAGACAAGAGGAAAAUCCAAUUGAAAGGAGACCCAAACAGGUUGAGGAAGAACUCCAGAAGGCUGAAGAAACGGGGGAAAGUGAGUUACCUGAGGUCUCACCCCCUCCCCCCGCCAGCUCUCCACCGGCCUCCCCAAUAUCCGGGCGUUCCAACAGAGAUUCCCAGGCAUCGGAAAGUGGAAGAAGUGGAUCUGAUGAAGAGUCAAGAAGGCAGGCCACCAAGAUACCCACCCCCAAAAUGAGUAAUCGAAGUCUCAGUCGUCCCACCAUCAACAGAAGUCCAGACAAUACUGUAAGCAGUCGAUGAUAGUCAUUUUGCAUAAAAAUGACGCCUAAACUAAAUUUGAAUUUCAGAGCUCAGGGAAUGUGAACACAAUGUACCAGGACAUGAUAACUGGAUGUCAUAAAAGCUCAGACGUUCUCGUUGUAAGCAGCGAAGAGACAGAUGAAUUUGGAUUAACUACAACUCAAUACAAUACUCUGGAAAACAACAGGAGGCGCCUCGAAAGGGAACGGCAACAACUUCGGGAUCUCGGGAUUCUCUCAUGA